Messenger RNA from Mucor mucedo, 2501 nucleotides. RefSeq names its product OPT family small oligopeptide transporter. NCBI's taxonomy places the organism in Eukaryota, Fungi, Mucoromycota, Mucoromycetes, Mucorales, Mucoraceae. The transcript has 3 exons. Gene Ontology annotation, molecular function: oligopeptide transmembrane transporter activity. The record is from RefSeq and is a predicted model, not a curated record. Bases 85 to 2388 code for a protein of 767 amino acids. Gene Ontology annotation, biological process: transmembrane transport.
AACCUAUUUACUUUAAUAACCUCUCCUUUCUUUAUACUUUUAUUCGAAAUUUUUUUUCUGUGAAAAGAAACUAGCUGAAUAAAAAUGGCAGGAGACGAAGACAAUAAUAAAGAAGGCUACGUCUACUCUGAAAAGAUUCUUAGCACAGAGUCCAAUGGCAGCCUCGAUGAAAAGUAUGACCAAGAUAACAGAUCACAAUUGACAGACUCCAAGGAUCGCAAGCUUGAUGCUGAGCAUCAGAUUCAUGCAUUUGGUGAAGGCGAGGAGGACUUGGACAUGGCUAUUAUCAAUGAAAUUACUGUAACCGAGGAUGAUGUUAAUAUGAGAUCUCUUACAGUAAGAUCAAUGGUGGUCGGUGUUUCCCUUGCUGCUCUCAGUUCUUCAGUUUACCAACUCAUGACAUUUAAGCCUGUUGGUGUUGGGUUGUCUAGUACAUUCAUGUUGAUUGUUGCUUACGUUUUGUGUAAUCUUUGGGCCAAAUAUCUUCCAAAAGGCGGUUGGUUAAAUCCUGGUCCCUUCACUAUUAAGGAACACACUUGUAUUUAUAUCGUAGUUGCAUCGGCUAAUACUUCUGCAUAUGGUACAUACAUUCUUUCGGCUCAAGCCCUUUUCUAUGACAACUCUCCUUCUAUUGCUGGUGGUAUCUUUUUGUUGCUUGCCACCCAGCUUGUUGGUUAUGGUAUUGCCGGUCAGCUCAGACCUUAUCUUGUAUAUCCUGCAAACAUUACAUGGCCUCUUGCUUUACCCAUUGUAUCAUUAAUCAAAACUUUCAAUACUGACGCCGCUGAAGCUAAGUGGCGUACAAGAUAUUUUUUUAUUGUAUUUGGUGCUAUUUUUGUAUAUGAAAUUAUUCCGCAAUACAUCUUCCCCUUGUUGGGCGGUUUCUCUAUUAUUUGUCUUGCAAAGAACAACAACGUUUGGGUCCAAAACAUCUUUGGUGGACUGUCUACUAACGAAGGUCUGGGUCUUUUAUCAUUGAGUUUUGAUUGGACUUCCAUUUCUGCCUUGAAUCCUCUUAUUAUCCCUGGAUGGGUCCAACUCAACGUAAUUGGUGGUUUGGUUUUGUUUUUUAUUAUUACUCCACUCGCGUAUUACUACAAUGUUUGGAACGCUCAAAGCUUCCCUUUCCUCGACAAUGGUAUCUACCAGCUUUUCGAAAACGGCACUGCUAUCAGAUAUCCUCAAUCCUCCGUAUUAAAUCCCGAUAACAGUUUAAAUCAAACACUCUUUGCCGAAGUUGGAAAUCCUAGUUUUGCUAUAUCAAAUGCCUUGUCGUAUAUAUAUAUUAACCUUGGUGUUACGGCUACUAUUACUCACGUUGCACUCUACCACGGUAAAGAAAUUUGGGCAACAUUCCGUAAUCUUCGAAAGAAGGUUUCUGGUAAAGAUGAAGCUGAAAUGGAUAUUCACAUGAAGUUAAUGCAAGCUUAUCCCGAGGUUCCCAGUUGGUGGUAUUAUUCACUUUUUGUCGUUGGUAUUGGACUCAAUAUUGGUGUUGGGUAUGCUAAUACUUCUGGACUACCAUGGUGGGGUUUUCUUUUGGCCAUUCUGCUUUCCUCAGUUCUUUCUCUGCCCUUAAACAUGAUUCAAGCUAUUACUGGUAAUAGUUUCGGUUUAAAUGUAGUCGCUGAAAUGGUUUGCGGUUUUAUUUUACCUGGUUACCCUAUUGCUAAUAUCUACUUUAAAACUCUCGGUUUCAACACUAUGAGUCAAGCUGGUGCAAUGGCUCAAGAUAUGAAAAUCAGUCAUUAUCUCAAGGUUCCACCCAAGAUGACUUUCCUUCAUCAAAUGAUUGGCACUAUAGUUGGUUGUAUCUUCAAUUAUAUUGUUAAUGAGUCUAUUGUUAGAAAUGAACGCGAAAUCCUUCUCGACCCUAUCGGUAACCGGUUCUGGAACGGUAAUAGUCCCCGAACCAUCAAUUCUGCUGCUAUUACUUGGGGUGCCAUUGGUCCUAUGGCUAUGUUUGGUCCUGGUACUCAAUACUAUAUUUUCCUUUGGGCAUUUGUCAUUGGAUUUUUCCUCCCUGUUCCUUGUUGGUUAUUGUAUAAGAAAUUUCCUAAGGCUGGCUUCCAAUAUGUCAGUAUUCCCGUGGUACUGAUUGGUCUUGCAGGUUAUUUGCCUGGUGGUAGUAGUUCUUACUUUACUGUAUCUAUCAUUCUUAUUUUUGUCUCUCAGUACUAUGUGAAGAGACGUUACAGUGAGUGGUAUGCUAAGUACAAUUACCUAUUAUCUGCUGCUUUGGACUCCGGAGCGUCAUUAAUGACAUUCUUCGUCGCUAUCGUCUUUUACGGUGCUGCCAGUGGUAAAGUCUACAGCUUCCCUGAUUGGUGGGGUAAUGAUAACGAAUCUAUUUACAUGGAUCAGUGCUGCAAAAACUGUGAUUUGUAAAGACUGAUAGUCCGUCUACAUAAUAUCAUAUUUCUACUCUAAUAUAUAGUAAUUAAUAAUAAUCCCUUUUCUAUUAAAAGGUUGACUUUUUAACAAUAAAGUUAAUUUCAAAC